UAAUAUUUGAUAGGCUUAGGCAACGGUGAGCAGCAAAGAAAGAGAAAUGGGGUCAUUCUCCUCCAAAACCAUAAUAAAAUGUGCCCCUCCUAAACCCCAAACAAUAACACAAACAUGUGUUGUGCGGUCCCAAAAUUAAGAUUCCAACACAAUCUACAUCCACACUCAUACCAUCUUAUAUCUCAUUCAUUCAUUCAUUCCAUUUCUCUUCAAUUCACACUCUAAUUACCUACUCCAUGGCAAAUCUCUUACCAUCAUUUUCAUUCUCACUGAUUCCACUUGAUCAUCAUCAUAAUCACGGAACCAAAUGUUCCUUCUUUCACACUCCCUUUAUUCAAAUUAAGCAUCAGCACCAACUUGUUGGUAAAAACUUGCAAGAUCUCAUCAUAAGCCCCUUUUCCCAUAAUCUCACUUCAAAAUUGUGUGCCACGUCAAGAUUGUCUGUGGAAGAAACUGAGCAAAAGUUCAGCACUUUUACACAAUCUGAAGACAUCAAAACAGCAUUGUCUUAUUUGUUUCGGACAGAAAUAGGUGAAGGUUUGGUUAAAGUUUAUGUUAAAAAGAAAAAAGUUACUUAUUUUGUUUAUAUUGAGGUUUCUUCUUUGGAGUUAGUUAGAGCUGAAGGGGAAACAUUGGUGUUGUGUUGGGGUGUGUAUAGAGAUGAUUCCUUAAGUGUGAAUGUUGGAAAAGGGAUGAAUGUGAGUCCCUUUGUGCAAAAUUCUCUUGGAAAGUUUUCAGUUGAAUUGGAAUUUGAUGUUGAACAAGUUCCUUUUUAUUUGUCGUUUUUGUUGAGAUAUUCUGGGUUGGAAAUCAGAACCCAUAUGAAAAGGAAUUUCUGUGUUCCUGUUGGUUUUUAUAAGGGGUGCCCAUCUCUAUUGGGGCUCUCUUUUUCGCCUGACGAGUCAGUUAAUUUUGCUGUAUUUUCAAGGCGUGCCGAGAGUGUGGUAUUGUGUUUAUAUGAUGAUGACAAUGAUAGUGUGGAGAAGCCUGCAUUGGAGCUUGAUCUUGAUCCUUAUGUCAAUAGGUCAGGGGAUAUCUGGCAUAUCUCUUUUGAGAGUGUCGGGAAUUUUGUGAGAUACGGCUAUCGCUUGGGAGGAGCUCACAGGGAUAACAGUUAUGCUGAGUGUGUUGUUUUGGACCCGUAUGCUAGAAUUGUCGGGAAUUCUUUUCCUAAUGGUAUUGGGUCCGUGAAGAACCUUGGAUUUUUGAAAAAGGAUCCUGCUUUUGAUUGGGGGGAUGAUUAUCAUCUGAAUUUGGACAUGGAGAAACUACUGGUGUAUAGGUUGAAUGUGAAGCGCUUUACCGAGCACGAGUCCAGUCAACUUCCCGGUGAUUUAGCUGGGACAUUUUCUGGUUUGGCUAAAAAGGUGCAGCAUUUUAAAGAUCUAGGUAUGAAUGCUGUUCUGUUGGAGCCAGUUUUCACAUUUGACGAGGAAAAGGGACCUUAUUUUCCUUGUAAUUUUUUCUCUCCCAUGAACCUUUAUGGAAAAUCUGGUGAUCCUGUAUCUACAAUAAACUCUAUGAAAGACAUGGUGAAAACUAUGCAUGCCAAUGGGAUAGAAGUUCUCAUGGAAGUUGUUUUUUCCAAUACUGCUGAGACCGGUGCUCUGCAUGGUAUUGAUGAUUUAUCUUACUAUUAUGCAAAUGGCGUUGGUGGUUUGAAGGUACAAAGUGCUUUGAACUGUAACUAUCCUAUAAUGCAAAAUUUGAUUCUGGAUAGCCUUAGGUAUUGGGUAACUGAGUUUCACAUUGAUGGUUUCUCUUUUGUAAAUGCUUCACAUUUGUUGAGGGGGUUUCAUGGAGAAUACUUGUCUCGACCUCCGUUGGUUGAAGCGAUUGCUUUCGAUCCGAUACUGUGGAAAACUAAAAUUAUAGCAGAUUGUUGGGAUCUCAAUGCCAUGGAAGCAAAGGAGAUUCGCUUUCCUCAUUGGAUGAGAUGGGCUGAAAUAAAUACAAAUUUUUGUAACGAUGUGAGGAACUUUCUAAGGGGUGAAAAUCUUCUUAGCAACCUUGCAACAAGACUUUGUGGGAGUGGGGACAUGUAUUCUUGUGGAAGAGGCCCUGCAUUCUCUUUUAAUUACAUUGCAAGGAAUUUCGGACUUUCUCUCGUGGACUUGGUCAGCUUCAGCAGUGCUGAUCUAGACGUGGAGUUGAGUUGGAAUUGCGGAGAAGAAGGACCUACUAAUAACACUGCUGUCCUUGAAAGACGACUCAAACAAAUCCGUAAUUUCCUAUUCAUCUUGUUUGUGUCAUUAGGAGUACCUGUUUUGAACAUGGGAGAUGAGUGUGGUUAUUCUUCUGGUGGUUCUCCUGCAUAUGGUGACACAAAACCCUUCAAUUGGGCUGCUUUGAAAACAGGUUUUGGUAAACAAACCACACAGUUCAUUUCCUUUUUGACUUCAUUGAGAAAGAGGCGGAGCGAUCUUCUUCAGAGUAAGAGCUUCUUAAAAGAAGAAAACAUUGAAUGGCGCGGAGUCGACAAUGCUCCGCCAAGAUGGGAAGACCCAUCCUGCAAGUUCCUGGCCAUGAAUUUGAAGGCUGAAAAAGGGGAGCUUCAAGAGAGCUCUGUGUCCUCUGAUAUAUUAGGGGAUUUAUUUAUUGUUUUCAAUGCAGAUGAUCAUCCAGAAACUGUAGUUUUACCCUUGCUUCCAGAAGGGGUGUCAUGGUACCGCUUAGUUGAUACAGCUCUUCCAUUUCCUGGGUUUUUCUUAACCAAUGGUGAUUUUGUCCCUGAGCAAAUAUCAGGUUUGUGUACUUAUGAAAUGAAGUCUUACAGCUGCACUUUGUUUGAGGCAAACAAUAGUACCAGUUAGAAGAAAUACUUUCCCCAUCCUCUGUAAAUUGUCAUUACUUGAAUUGGCCUCUCAGUUGUAGAUUUAUAUAUCAGUAAUUAUGAUAUAGUAAUAAAAAAAUUGAUGAGAAUAAAUACUGGGAAAUGUUUGCUGGUAUCCUGUGUAAAUAUAUACGCAGUAGUUUCAUCACGAUGGUUUCUCAUGCUCAAUGAUUGAGGAUUCAAUUAUCCUAACCUGCAUGUACUUGUUGGUAUCAUGUAAACAAUUAAUUAUUCCUGGACUCGCCAAGUAAAUGUGACAAGCCUGCCAUCGUCAUUUUUAUGAAGAUUUCUAUAAAGUCGACUUGAGUUGUCUUUAAUGUGAA
Messenger RNA from Cicer arietinum (chickpea), 3156 nucleotides. Its product is annotated as isoamylase 2, chloroplastic. Gene Ontology annotation, biological process: starch biosynthetic process. The record is from RefSeq and is a predicted model, not a curated record. NCBI's taxonomy places the organism in Eukaryota, Viridiplantae, Streptophyta, Magnoliopsida, Fabales, Fabaceae. Gene Ontology annotation, molecular function: isoamylase activity.